AGAUAUGAAGCUCAUUCCAUGUACCGGUAUUCUGAUAUGCUUCGUUGUUGGUUGUUCCAUUGGACUGGUUCCUGGGGUACAAAGCAGUGGAGAGACUAAUGGGACAGAGACAAAGGCCCAUGUGGUCCAAAGAGGGUCUUUUUAUUGUAUACCAAAGAAGUGUGAGAUCAAUCACUAUUUCAUUCUUUGCAAUUCAACCGACUCUGCCAAACCUGGGAAAGAUGAGUGUGUUCCGUGUGGGAACAAUACCUUUAAUUUAGACAGAGUAAACACUGGUAAUAUUAAUACCCCUUAUCGAUUACCGGAGCACCAAAUCUGUACAAAACCUGAAUGUGAUUGUGGCCCAGAAGGUUUCAUUGUGAAUGAACAUGAAUGCAAUAUCAACGGAGCACAGAAGAACUGUAUUUGUAAUGCAAAUAAAGGUUACUGUGGUCAUGACUAUCGAAAGUGUGUUAAAUGGAAUGGGGCAGAAUCUGAUAUCCCAGUAGAUUGGGGAUUGACACCAAAUUGCAGCAUCCAGAAGUGUGAGAAGGGGUACUCUAAACCUUACGUAGGAUAUGGUGCAUGUAAAAAAUAUACCAACAAAUUGACCACUACUCAGCCAACAACACCCUCCACAUCCGGAGCCUCUGCCACAGACGUCCAGAAUAAUUCGAAUGAAGUCGACACCAGAAACACCACACUUCCAAGCGUUAACGAAGACAAGGAUGGUGGUUUGGAUCCGAACAUUCUUAUUAUAGUUGUAUUAUCAUUGGUAUCCCUGGCAGUGAUUAUACUUGUAUAUUUGGGCAUUAAACUUUGCUGCAGGAAUAAGUUUGACCAAUUUAUACAAAGAUUGAAGAACGCAGUCCUGAAUAAUGGUGUGAACGAUCAGCUCAAUAUACCAGAGGAACAGAAUGUCAAUGCUGAACCCUCAGAGGACACCAGUAUGGUCUAGUUGGGACAGUUUGCUGCAAGGAAAUAAGGAAUCUUAAGUUUGAGACAUGUGAAAAAAGAGGGGACUGGAGGAAGAAAACCAAAAACAAUAAAUAAAAAUAAUAUGGACUGGAGGAGAAAACCAAAAACAAUAAAUAAAAAUAAUAUGGACUGGAGAAGAAAACCAAAAACAAUUAAAAAAAAAAAAAAAAAAGUUUUUUAAUUAUAUACAGUCAAACUUCGUUAUUUCGAACUAGAUGGGACUGUUUGAAAACUUCGAGAUAUACGAGUAUUUGAGAUAGCAAGUAAAAUACUUAAAAAAUAAGUGGCUGAAACUUGUAUUCGAGAUAUCGGUGUUCAAGAUAUCGAAGUUCAACUGUGUAUACACACACACAUAUCAUGCGUGUAGUGGAAUCAAAAUAAUGAAUUAAUGGAGACCUGGUUUAAAAUAUACAUAUAUAUUUACCAAUAUACUGGCUAUUGUUUGUGCAUGUAUUAUGAAAUUUUUAUUUCCUUAAGGAAGGAGUCUUUUUAUUAUCAAACAUACUUCUUAUAAUAAGAAAUGCAUGAAAUUUUGACACAGUCAAACGGAUCAUAUUACUUAAUGAUUCUAUCAGUUUAAUUAAAUUUGACCUUUUUGUUUUUGGAUAAAGGUCAGGUCAAGGUCAUUACCUUUUUCCUCAACCUAAAGAGUGAUAAAAAUAAGUGUAGUUCUUUAUAGUUCUGUAGACAUUUGUUUAAGAUUUGAAGAUUCAAAUCUUCAAUGAAAUCAUAGACCAUGAGAGUGUCUAUCAGCUAAUACUACUAAAUUGGAAUAAAUAUUUAUACUAAAAUUGAUAUUGCUUAGCCCGCAUUUCCUCUAAUUUUCUUAAAUUUUAAAGAAAUUUUGAUUAUUUUUUUAUGCUCCCAAUAAUAAAAUAUUUCUAAUUUUUAUGUAUUAUGAAGACUUUAUAUAAAGAUAUAAAUUGACAGAAAAGCUAAUAUAUUGACCGUUUCAUAAGAGAGAAAAACUGUUUUUAGUGAUUUUUUCACAAAAAUCAAUGUUUAGAAUGGGCGCUUUAAAAAGCUUAUAAAAAUGUUAUUUGAUAGGCAAAUCAUAUUUUAAAAACAUAUUCUGAAACCCAAGUAUCAUAUUAUUAGUUCACAUUAGUAAACAAAUCCAACAUUAUUGUUAUUGUUUUUAAAAUGCUAAAACAGACUCAUUAUAUAUAUAUAAUCUGCAGCAAUUCUGAAUUGCGCAACGUGAUAUUUUCCUACGCCAAUAUUACGCCAAAAAUAUAAUCCUUGUUCCAUUCUAAACAUUGAUUACAUUUUUCUAUGCCAAGUUGUAUGAUAGUAAAAAAGAAAGAAAAAUAUACUAUUUUAAUUUCCUUUCAUCUUGAUUUAAUGAACAAUCAAAUUUACGUUUGACAAGUCGAAAACCAGAAAAGACUCCUUCCUUAAAAUUUGAUCCCAACAAACUUAAGAGGGCUUGAUGGUUGGCAAUCAAUUAAGUUACUUACCUUAGAUUUUCAAAUGGGAUGUUUUUGUCAUACAUUAUUUUAAAGUAAGAAAAAGUCCAAAUAUUUAAACUUAAAUUUAGAAUUUGAACAUUUUCCUUUAUCUUUCUUCAGAGAUCUUCAUCUGGAUGAGAUUAAUAUUAUCUAUAAAUGGCCUUGGACCAUCCAGCCCCCUUAAUUGUAAAUUUUGUUGUUUCUCCUUAUGGCGGCCUUUUAAUUAAGUAUCUUAAUUAUCACAAACACAGAGGUGCUGAUUAUUUUCUGGUCUGUGUUUAAAUAGUCAUUUGCUCUGGUCAGUUUAUGAGGAUUAUUAAAUAAACGUAUAUGUAUAUAUAAAUAUUGAACAAAAAAAGCUAGUUUGACAGUUUUUUGACAGGUUAUUUUGCUUGCUCAGCAAUAAACAUGCAUAUUAUUUAGGAAGGUUGUGUAACUUAGGUUCAGUAAAUUUUUGUGGAAAAGUGUUGAAAUUGUACAUUUGAAUGCUACUGGUACAUGGGAAGUUUUUUUUAAUUGUUACAGUUCAAACUUUUAAAAGUUAUAUUUUAAACAUUGUUGAAUACACGUACAAAUGUAUUAUUUACCUAGCAAAAUCAGACAUGGAAUGAAUUUUUUUAUAGUAAUAUUCUUGGUGGUCAAUAAAUUGUUGAAAAGCUAUGCAAAACAGGUUUAAAUCUCUGUAUGGGUCCCGGUGAGAUGCAUGUUUGUUGAUAGCUUUAAAAAGCAGUAUUUAGAACUUAGUCCCAAAGUUAAGUUAUUUGAAAGUAUUUACAAUGGUACAUUUAAUGUUCAUUAUGUGACAAUACAGAAUUCCAAAGUUGAUUUUUGUGAGGAGUUUUUUUUUUAUAAUUAUACAUGCAUAUAUAUUUAUUCAUAGACAUGUGAUUGAGAAUUCAAUGCUCAUAACAAUCAUUCCUUUUAGGUGUAAUUUUACAUGUGUGAGGGCAAAGCAAAUUAUUUUAGGUGCGUCUUACUUAAAUCAUGAUGCCAUUUCUUGUCCUAAUGAUAUGUUUAAAUACCAUUAGUCACAAGACCAUGCAAUAUACAUGUAGCAAUCGAUGCAAGUUAAAAAAUCACUCUAUGUAUAUUUUUGUUGAGGUUUAAUUAUUAAAAGAAUGGAUAUCAAAUUAUUGAAAUGCAAGUGGUAAUUAAUUUUCAAAAUUGCAACCUUGUGCCAUUUUUUAAAAAUUUUCUGUACAAAUUUUUUGGAAAAGAAGAAUAUUUUUAAAAAUGUUCACUACUAUUGUAUAAAAAAUUAUGUUUGUUGAUAGAUCUGUUUGUGUAGAUUUAUUGAAAGUAUGUGCCAUAAAAAUGAGUUCCCCAUGGUGCUCAAAUUUUUAUCUAUUUAUUGAUGGAGUGUACUGUGAAUACAUCGGAACCGUUCAUUGUUUUUUUAAACAUGUAUGUUAAUUGUUAUUAAGCUGUAUGUCUUUCAAUUGGUAAUGAUCUUGAUCUGGGUUUUAGUCCCAGAAAGCUAGCUGCCAGGUACUGUUUAAAUACCGGUGAAUGUUACUGUGCAUGUUAAGUCAAAUAAUUAAACUAUAUAUACCAGCUAAUAUGUCUCAUACUGAACAAUACUGAAUAUCAUAUUGUUAAGAUUUACAUUUUGCAUAUCUUAGAUAGACUUAAGUAUUUCAUGCAGGUACUUUUUCAAUACUGUAAGAUAAAAGUUUUAGCACAAUUUUCUAUUGCAAGUACAUGCUAUACUUACAGAAGUGUUAUGAUUAAAAUCAAUAAUUUAGAUAAAUUUGAAGAUAAAUAGGACGUACGUAAUCUCCCAAAAAACAUGUAGAUGUAUACAUGUAUUAUUGUGAUAAUUUUUAUUGCAUGUGCUGGUAAUAUACUGAUUAAACCUUUAUUUAAUGAUUGAGCAUAUGAUAUACAUGUAGGUAUAUUGUGAUAUUACAGAAUACUCGGUUCUGUAGAAGAACAUACUGCUGCACUUGUUGUACUCAAUACAUGUAUUGACAAUUUUAUUGUUCUAGAAUCUCAUUUUUGUGUAUUUUUAUAUACAUGUACUGACCAGUGAUAUUAAAAGGCCAUUAUUAUUAAAUUAAGAUA
This is a messenger RNA of Magallana angulata, 4472 nucleotides long. RefSeq lists its product as uncharacterized. Bases 5 to 937 code for a protein of 310 amino acids. NCBI's taxonomy places the organism in Eukaryota, Metazoa, Mollusca, Bivalvia, Ostreida, Ostreidae. The transcript is spliced from 11 exons. The record is from RefSeq and is a predicted model, not a curated record.